Brassica rapa (field mustard) is the source of this 3611-nucleotide messenger RNA. RefSeq names its product probable pectinesterase/pectinesterase inhibitor 41. Gene Ontology annotation, molecular function: pectinesterase activity; enzyme inhibitor activity. The record is from RefSeq and is a predicted model, not a curated record. Gene Ontology annotation, biological process: cell wall modification. NCBI's taxonomy places the organism in Eukaryota, Viridiplantae, Streptophyta, Magnoliopsida, Brassicales, Brassicaceae.
UCAUUAACACAUAUUCUCUUUUAAAGGUCCCCAGCAAAGAAAAAUAUGCAGUACUGUCCAACUAAUGCGACAAACAAUAAUAUUUAGAUACAAACAGAAUAGUACUAGCAAAAUAACAUUAAGGAAUGCUAACUACUGAAUAACCAGUUUAGUCAACACAACUGCAGAAUUUUUAAGUUUUCAUGAGGUUUAGGAAUAUUUAUUUAGUUUAAAAAUGCAAAAUCUUAAGGUGGACCAGGACGUGAUUAGAAUGUGGCUGGACAGUUGACACUUCUUCAGUCUCAAUUAUUUCUGCGUGUUGACCCAAAAAGAUAUUCCUGCUCAUACAAUUUUUCUACACCACAUUAAAUACAUAUUUUAAAAUGUUGAAAAAUGGGAAAAUGUUCUUAAAUUCUUAUGCUACUCUUAACUUAACGAGAUCUCUCUUCUACUAAAAAUAGGAAGCUGCAUAAAACUAUAGUUUUGGUUUGAUAAGAUGCAUAAUAGCGAAAUGACGUUUUAAAUACCAUUUCAUAAAUAUUUUAUCAAUCAAAAGUCACGUUUAAUAUGGCUUGGAUCUGGUUAAAAUAAGUUGCAGAUUUUUUCUUUCAAUCCCUGGCAACACCAAAAACUAGAAAAAAUCAAACAGACGAAUAUCUUUGUAAUUUACAAGAAUAGUUAAUGUUAAUCCCUUUUGAACAAAAAAAAAGAAGUUAAUGUUAAUCCUUCGAAUAUACAAAACCGACGUUCAUUCUUUUAUUUUUCCUUUUGAAUCUGCUGGUGUUAUGAUAAUUGUGUAGUAAAUAUACACCUACAAAAAUGAAUUAUGGUAAUGGUUGUAAAUUUGUUUGACCAAAAAAAAGAGGUAAUGGUUGUAAAUUUACAAGCUAAAUGUGUGUGUAUAACAUGCCGGUGCAUAUAGGCGUACAAUAAUAGAUAAAUUAUCACAACUUUACAAAAGAAAAAGAAAGUAAUUAGACAAUUAUUGUUUAAUUAUUUGAGCUCAUAAGUCAAAUAGUCCAUACCUAAUAUAGUUAAUUUAGGCGAAACAACGAAAGUUUUAUAGAGAAUAUACAUUAAUAGUAAUACUUUUUUUUUUUUUUGAAACACAUACAUUAAUAGUAAUACAUUAUAUGCAUACUAUUGCCUAACACAUUGCCACCGCCAUCGACAAUAAUUAUUCUACAGGAUCUGAGCAGUUCAUAAAUUGAUUUUAUUUUAUUUUAACACGAAAUACGCAUAAUAUUCAAGCUUUAUAUUCAUUGUAGUUUUACGCAUAAAUAUUUAUAUAUAAUUAAUACACUGGUGAGUUAGUUAUACAUAUCCCGAUAUCUCGUAAUAUAGUAUUCCAUCAUUAUCCGAUUAGAGCCAGGACAUGAACGGACAUAGAUCUUUACCAAAAACAGCUGGGCAGCUUUGGAGAUGCAAUGUCCGAUGAAUAUAAUAUAUACGUAACAACGCGUUUUUCUCACACAAGACUCCAUGAUAUUGACUUGGAAAAAAAAACUACAUAGAUCGGCCAUUAUUGUUGUUUUGUUAUAUUAUAAUUAAAAUAAAAAGGGGAAACAUUUAAAUAACACAUCACAUAACUUAGAUUUUGAAUAAAACAAUUGAAAAUAUGGCCACAACAGCUACAUUUAUACUAGAUUAUUUGUGAAAAUUUUCUCCAUGUCAGUAACAUUUAUAUGGACCACCUCCCAACCUCCUCCACUCUAUAUAAACCCACUAAACCUAAUUCUCCAAAAUACAAAACAUUCAUUUAACAAAUACAAUAAACAGAAACAUGACAUUUCCAAAACUCUUGCUCAUUACACUCUUCUUGUCUCUUCAAACACUCUUCAUUGCUUCUCAAAUCCUUACUUCUUCAUCAAACUCUUCCUCAAGCAUCUGCAAAACGACUCCGGACCCCAAGUUCUGCAAGUCAGUGUUCCCACAAACGUCACAAGGGGACGUUCGGGACUACGGCCGCUUCUCCCUACGUAAGUCACUAACGCAGUCGCGAAAAUUCACACGCACGAUAGACAAAUACCUCAAACGCAACAAAGGCUUAUUAUCACACUCCGCCGUUGGAGCUCUCCAAGACUGCCGUGACUUAGCUAGCCUCACUACGGACUAUCUCACAACGUCGUUCGAGACCGUCAACGUCACCGCAUCGUCCAAAACGCUGUCGUUUUCGAAAGCCGAUGAUAUCCAAACGCUUCUUUCCGCGGCGUUGACCAACGAGCAAACGUGUCUCGACGGGGUCAACACCGCGGCUUCCUCCUCGUGGACCAUACGGAACGGCGUCGCAUUGCCUCUCAUUAACGACACGAAGCUUUUCAGCGUUUCCCUCGCUUUGUUCACCAAAGGGUGGGUCCCAAAGAAGAAGAAACAAACCGGCUACUCUUGGGCCCACCCGAAGAACACUCACUCUCACAACAAGCCGCUCCGUCACUUUCGUAACGGAGCUUUGCCGUUAAAGAUGACGGAACAGACGCGCGCCGUUUACGAGUCUUUAAGCAGGAGGAAGCUCGCCGACGACAAUGACGAUAACACGGUGCUUGUGAGUGACAUUGUGACGGUGAACCAAAACGGAACAGGGAAUUUCACGACCAUUACGGACGCAGUUGCGGCGGCGCCGAACAAAACCGACGGUACAGCUGGAUACUUUGUUAUCUACGUGACGUCUGGUGUUUAUGACGAAAACGUAUUGAUCGCUAAGAACAAAAGGUAUCUAAUGAUGAUCGGUGACGGAAUCAACCGUACGAUUAUUACCGGUAACCGGAGCGUCGUUGACGGUUGGACCACUUUCAACUCCGCCACUUUUGCCGUGACAUCGCCGAACUUCGUCGCGGUAAACAUGACUUUCCGGAACACGGCCGGACCAGAGAAGCACCAGGCCGUGGCGUUGAGGAGCAGCGCCGAUCUCUCCAUCUUUUAUAGCUGCAGUUUCGAAGCUUACCAAGACACUUUAUACACUCACUCACUAAGACAAUUCUAUAGAGAAUGCGACAUAUAUGGAACAGUCGAUUUCAUAUUCGGAAACGCAGCUGUUGUCUUACAAAAUUGUAAUCUGUAUCCGAGACAAGCGUUACCGAACCAGUUUAACGCUAUCACAGCUCAAGGUCGUACCGACCCGAACCAAAACACAGGAACUUCGAUCCACAAUUGUACGAUUAGACCUGCGGAUGAUCUGGCUUCGAGCAACUAUACGGUCAAAACGUAUUUGGGACGACCGUGGAAAGAGUAUUCACGUACGGUUUUCAUGCAAUCGUACUUGGAUGGUUUUGUUGAACCGGUUGGUUGGAGAGAGUGGAAUGGAGAUUUUGCAUUGAGUACGCUGUACUAUGCUGAGUAUAACAAUACCGGACCCGGUUCAAGUACCACGAAUCGGGUGGUUUGGCCAGGUUAUCACGUGAUCAACUCAACCGAUGCGAAUAACUUUACGGUUUCGAAUUUCUUGUUUGGAGAUGAGUGGAUGGUUCAGAGUGGCGUGCCGUAUAUGGCCGGUUUACUUUCGUAGUUUCUUGUAUUUGAUUAUUUAUUCUUACUUUAUUAGUCCAUAGUAGAACUUUAAUAAACCGUUGUAGUUUUGGACAUUUAUGUGAGAAUACUAUAAAAUAAUAAUUAUAAUUUCAGUUACAUUUUUUUGA